Molecule: messenger RNA, 666 nt
Organism: Arachis ipaensis
Lineage: Eukaryota; Viridiplantae; Streptophyta; Magnoliopsida; Fabales; Fabaceae
Product: 3'-5' exonuclease-like
Biological process (GO): nucleobase-containing compound metabolic process
Cellular component (GO): cytoplasm; nucleus
Molecular function (GO): 3'-5' exonuclease activity; nucleic acid binding
Source: RefSeq, a predicted model, not a curated record
AUGCUUCGAUCAUCAAGCCCUAAACAAGGAAUUAGUGGUGCCUCAACCGUUUCAUUAAACUAUGUCCCUUCUAAUAAAUACAUUAUGCACUUAUAUCAAACAAAAAAAUACACCAUCAACUUUGAUGGAAAAGCAAUUGAAACCACAGUCGCUAACACAUACACCAUUGUAGAUCGUUGGGUUCAAGAAAUCAUCACUUUGUAUGCAGGAACAAAUUAUUCUCGCUACAAGAACAACAAAACCGCAACAUUGCAACUUUGUAUUGAUGACAAGUGCCUUAUCUUGCAACUCUUCCACGUUUUCAAGCUGCCACUUUUACUCAAGAACUUCCUCAUGAACCCUACUUUCACUUUUGUGGGUGAUGAGGUUGCUGAUGAUAUUUCUAAGAUUAGAAAUGAGUAUGGUCUUAAUUGUGGUUCUCAUGCUGAUAUUAGAGAGCUUUCAAGUAAGAAGUGGCCAAAUAGGUAUUAUGAUGGGAACUCAUGGCUAGGGCUGAAGAAACUUGCUUUGGAUUUGGUUGGUUUGAACAUGUUGAAGCCUUUGCAUAUUUUUGAAAGCAAUUGGGAAUCUAGGUUUUUGAGCAUUGAACAAGUUGAGUAUGCUUGCAUUGAUGCCUACGCUUGUUACAAGAUUGGCCACAAGCUUCUCAAGAAUGGUCGAUCAUGA